This is a messenger RNA of Plasmodium vinckei vinckei, 1938 nucleotides long. RefSeq names its product PIR protein CIR protein. The record is from RefSeq and is a predicted model, not a curated record. The coding region runs from base 1 to 1938 and encodes 645 amino acids. NCBI's taxonomy places the organism in Eukaryota, Apicomplexa, Aconoidasida, Haemosporida, Plasmodiidae. The transcript has 3 exons.
AUGGAGGUCGACGAACUAUGUGCGAAAUUUAUUGCAGCUGAUAGGCUUAUUGAUGGUGAAUAUUAUGACGAUAUGACGAUAAAUGAAAUUAUCAAUGAUCCAAAUUAUAAUAAAUAUUGUUCUAAUAUUAAAUGUGAAACAAAUGUGGAACGUAUUGGAGUUAUGAGCGCGUAUUUAUAUAUGAAAACACAAGGAGUGGAAACUUCUGGUCAUUAUGAUGAAUUUUUUUUGAUGUGGCUAAGCGACAAAUUAUUUGAGAUAGCCAAUGAAGACGACAUUACUUUAUAUGAGGCUUAUGAAAAAUAUUUAAAGAAUAAUAUUAUGGGUUUUAUUUAUUUGGAUAAUUUAGUUAAAAAAAAGGGCUUGGUAGAAGUUAAUCUUAAGUAUAUGAACGAAUUUUAUAAGUUACUUAAUUCUAUAUGUAAAGCAAUUGCAUAUUAUAGACAAAACUAUGACGAUAUUAGUAAACUUAUUAAUUAUUCUACCGAAUGUUCUAAUCAAUAUUUAUCUCUUUACAAAAGUAUUCCUAAAUGUAGUUCAUAUCAUCAUUUGUUGGAUAAUUUAAAAGAUAUAUAUUAUAAUUUUAGAAACCCUGUUCAUAAGGAAAUUACAAACAAAUAUCCACAUUUAGCAGGGGAUCUUAAAACACUUACAAAGCCAAAAGGAGACGAUGUAUUUUUUGCGAAUGAUUCUAAAGCAUUUGAUUUUAGUGAUCCAAAAUGUAAACUCGAAACAAAAAAAAAAACUACCAAAUCAAAAGAAACGACCCCCCCAUCAUCGCAAUCAUUGCCUGUAUCAUCUUCACAAGACAAAACUAAAUUACAAGAACCUCAAAAAUCAGGGGAAAUCAAUAAAAAUGGACCAGACGAUCCUAAAGGUAAACAAAAUGGUUUAGACAGUAAAAAAUUAAAUGCGGGUGGUGGAGUCAAUGAUCCAAGAGUUCCAACUGGUGGAACUGACAAUCCUGCAUCAGGGGGAUCCGGAACACCAAGUACACUACGAGAAUCUAUUGAUUUGUGGUCACCAUUUCGUGGAUUCCUAUUAAAUGGAAAGGACUAUUUUGAUAAAGCUUCCUAUUUUAUUGAGCAAAGGAUUAAUGAUGUUAAGGAUCAAAUCAGUGAUACAUAUAAUAACGCUGCGGCUAAUUUAAAAAGUAUUUACAGUGCAUCUAAUGAUUAUUUUAACAGCAUUAUUGAUAAUAUAACUACCCAACUUAAUCAAGUUUGGACUCCUAAAUCAGGCAGCUCAGAAAAUAACUUACCACAAAGUAGUGAUCAAUCAAAAAAAACUGGAGAUUCACCACCACCUCAACCAUCCGAUCCACCAAUAGGUUCACCAGCAGUUAUAUCGCCAAAUCCAUCGCAACAAAACCAAUCAUCUCCACAACCACAGUCUACCACGUCGAUCCCUUCGAAAACCGAUAUAUCUACUCAAAAAACAACUGCCCAAAUAAAUGAUCAAUUGUUAAAAUCACCAAUUUCUGACCCCAUUUCGAAAAACCCCUGGAAUAUAAUUCCAACUACAUGGAAUGGAUCAGGGGAUUGUACACCUAAAAUAAAUUUUAUGAGUGCCACAUUAGUGUGUUGCACUUCUGAGCAGUGUAGUUUAACUGGAGUUUCGGUUACACUUAUUUUAAUACCCAUUAUUUUAUUAAUUGCAUAUAAGUAUUUAUCAUUUGGAUCAUCAAAAAAAUCGGAAAAAAAAAACAUGAAAAGAGUUAUAAAAUUAGCUGAUGGAAAGAGAAAGACACAAAUAAUUAUAAAUUCAUAUGAUAGGAACAAAGACCUAAAACCGGUUAUAAAUUCAGUUGGUAGAAAAAAAGAUCCAUUAUUAAAUAUAUACAAACUUAUGCAGGCAGAUCCUAUACCAUUUAUUAAUUUAUUUUUUUUGUUAAUUUUUUUUGUCUAUAAAAGAAAAGAAAAUUUUUUGGAAUUAUAA